Messenger RNA from Cebus imitator (Panamanian white-faced capuchin), 6260 nucleotides. RefSeq names its product Nik related kinase (gene NRK). The transcript has 30 exons. The record is from RefSeq and is a predicted model, not a curated record. The coding region runs from base 350 to 5173 and encodes 1607 amino acids. Gene Ontology annotation, biological process: protein phosphorylation. Lineage: Eukaryota; Metazoa; Chordata; Mammalia; Primates; Cebidae. Gene Ontology annotation, molecular function: protein kinase activity; ATP binding.
CACCGCCCCUCUCCCCACCCUGAAAGAGGCGCACCCUGAAGGGGCAGACACAGCGCUCUCGCCACGGAGCUCCCUUCUAGCUUCUUCGUCUCCAGGACGGACUCUCAGGCUCCUUUCUCGCCUUAGCCAAACUCGGUUUCCCGCCUCUCAAACUUCGGUUUCCUUCCACUCCCAACUCUUUUCACUCCACUUUCCCGCUCCUCUAUCUCCCACGCAAGGAUCCCCGAUCCCCCAACUCCUUUCUCCUGCCCUGCCCCUUCCCCUCUCCUCCCUUCAACUCCCCAUCCGCUGCCACCUCAGAUUCUGCGUGCACCCUAUUCAGUCGCCCGCUCCCAUUCGGCUCGAAGCCAUGGCGGGACCUGGGGGCUGGAGGGACAAGGAAGUCACGGAUCUGGGCCACUUGCCGGAUCCUACUGGAAUAUUCUCACUAGAUAAAACCAUUGGUCUUGGUACUUACGGCAGAAUCUAUUUGGGACUUCAUGAGAAGACUGGUGCAUUUACAGCUGUUAAAGUGAUGAAUGCUCGUAAGACCCCUUUACCUGAAAUUGGAAGGCGAGUGAGAGUGAAUAAAUAUCAAAAAUCUGUUGGGUGGAGAUACAGCGAUGAGGAAGAGGAUCUCAGGACUGAACUCAACCUUCUGAGGAAGUUCUCUUUCCACAAAAAUAUUGUGUCCUUCUAUGGUGCAUUUUUCAAGCUGAGUCCCCCUGGUCAGAGACACCAACUUUGGGCCUCCGAGGCUGUGCUGGCAGGGCCUGCUGUGAAGAUCUCUGACAUGCCCUGGAGACAUUUCCCCAUUGUCUUGAUGGUGAUGGAGUUCUGUGCAGCAGGCUCGGUCACUGAUGUAGUGAGAAUGACCAGAAAUCAGAGUUUAAAAGAAGAUUGGAUUGCUUAUAUCUGCCGAGAAAUCCUUCAAGGGUUAGCUCACCUUCACGCAUACCGAGUAAUUCACCGGGACAUCAAAGGUCAGAAUGUGCUGCUGACUCAUAAUGCUGAAGUAAAACUGGUUGAUUUUGGAGUGAGUGCCCAGGUGAGCAGAACUAAUGGAAGAAGGAAUAGCUUCAUUGGGACACCAUACUGGAUGGCACCUGAGGUGAUUGACUGUGAUGAGGACCCCAGACGCUCCUAUGAUUACAGGAGUGAUGUGUGGUCUGUGGGAAUUACUGCUAUUGAAAUGGCUGAAGGAGCUCCUCCUCUGUGUAACCUUCAACCCUUGGAAGCUCUCUUCGUUAUUUUGCGGGAAUCUGCACCCACAGUCAAAUCCAGUGGAUGGUCCCGUAAGUUCCACAAUUUCAUGGAAAAGUGUAUGAUAAAAAAUUUUCUGUUUCGUCCUACUUCUGCAAACAUGCUUCAUCACCCAUUUGUUCGGGAUAUAAAAAAUGAACGACAUGUUGUUGAGUCAUUAACAAGGCAUCUUACUGGAAUCAUUAAAAAAAGACAGAAAAAAGGAAUACCUUUGAUCUUUGAAAGAGAAGAAGCUAUCAAGGAACAGUACACCAUGAAAAGAUUCAGAGGACCCUCUUGCACUCAUGAGCUUCUGAGAUUGCCAACCAGCAGCAGAUGCAGACCACUUAGAGUCCUGCAUGGAGAACCCUCUCAGCCAAGGUGGCUACCAGAUCGAGAAGAACCACAGGUCCAGGCACUUCAGCAGCUACAGGGAGCAGCCAGGGUAUUCGUGCCACUGCAACCUCUGGACAGUGCACCCAGGCCUCUCAUGGGGCAGGCUCAGGCACCUCUACGACUACAAGGGGCAGCUCGGGUGUUCAUGCCACUACGGGCUCAGGUGAAGCCUAAGGCCACUAGACCUCUACAAAUGCAGAUUAAGGCACCUCCACGACUACAGAGGGCAGCCCGGGUGCUCAUGCCACUGCAGGCACAGGGUAGGACACCUAGGCUUCUACAGGUACAGGCCCAGGUACCCAAAAAGCAGCAGGCUCAGACCCAAGCAUCAGAACCACAAGAUCUGGACCAGGUACCAGAGGAAUUUCAGAGGCACGAUCAGGUACCUGAACAACAAAGGCAGGGCCAGGCGCCUGAACAACUGCAGGGGCACAACCAGGUACCUGAACAAGAGCUGGAGCAGAACCAGGCACCUGAACAGCCAGAGGUACAGGAACAGGCUGCUGAGCCUGCACAGGCAGAGGCUGAGGCAGAGGAACCUGAGUCAUUACGAGUACAUGCCCAGUUAUUCAUGCCCCUGCUAUCACAGAAUCACCAUGUGCUAUUGCCACUGCAUUUGGAUACUCAGGUGCUCAUUCCAGUAGAGGGGCAAACUGAAGGAUUGCCUCAGGCACAGGCUUGGACACUAGAAACCCCACAGGCAGUUGACUCAGUUCAAGCACUGAUAGAGGGACUCUCAAGAGACUUGCUUCGAGCACCAAACUCAAAUAACUCAAAGCCACUUGGUCCUUUGCAAACCCUGAUGGAAAAUCUGUCAUUAAAUAGGUUUUACUCACAACCAGAACAGGCACGGAAGAAAAAAUCAAAAGUUUCUAGUCUGAGGCAAGCACUGGCAAAAAAACUAUCACCAAAGAGGUUCAGGGCAAAGUCAUCAAGGAGACCUGAAGAGCUUCAGCUCUCAGAUUUAGAAGCCCGCAGGCAAAGGCGCCAGCACAGAUGGGAAGAUGUCUUUAAUCAGCACGAAGAAGAAUUGAGACAAGCUGAUAAAGACAACGAAGAUGAAUCAUCAGACAAUGAUGAAGUCUUUCAUUCGAUUCAGGCUGAAGUCCAAAUAGAACCAUUGCAGCCAUGCAUUUCAAAUCCUAAAAUAAUUGAGGUUCAAGAGAGUUCUCCUUCUGCGCCUAACAACCAGGAUCGUGCAAAUCAUGUGAAGUUCUCUUCAAGUGUUCCUCAGCGGUCUCUUUUGGAACAAGCUCAGAAGCCCAUUGACAUCAGACAAAGGAGUUCGCAAAAUCGUCAAAAUUGGCCGGCAGCGUCAGAAUCUUCUUCUGAAGAAGAGAGUCCUGUGACUGGAAGGAGGUCCCAGUCAUCACCACCUUAUUCUACUAUUGAUCAGAAGUUGCUGGUUGACAUCCAUGUUCCAGAUGGAUUUAAAGUAGGAAAAAUAUCACCCCCUGUAUACUUGACAAAUGAAUGGGUAGGCUAUAAUGCACUCUCUGAAAUCUUCCGGAAUGACUGGUUAACUCCUGCACCCAUCAGUCAGCCACAUGAAGAGGAUGGUGAUUAUGUUGAACUGUAUGAUGUCGGUGCUGGUACUGAUGGUGAUGAUGAGCAUGAGCCUAAUGAUGCUUAUGAAUAUACCUAUGAUCAUGCCAAUGGCAAUGAUGACUCAGAUAACCAGGUUGAUCAGGCUAAUGAUGUUUAUGAAGACCAUGAUGAUGACAACAAUAAGUCUGUUGAUGAUGUAAAUGAUAAUUAUCAUAAGGCACCUCGUUGUCCAAGGGCAAGCUAUGGCAGAGAUGGAAGCUGCAAGCCAGGUGGUUAUGAUGGAAGUAAUGGAAAAGAAGAGGCCUACAGAGGCUAUGGAAGACAUGGUGUCAAUAGCAGCCAUGAAGGAAGUGCAGCCAGUGAGGACAAUGCAGCCACUGGAGAUCAGGAAGAUCAUGCAGCCAAUAUAAGCAGUGAAAGAAGGGACAGUGGGGGUGAUGGAGGUAAGGGAGUCAUUCGAACCAGUGAAGACAGCGGAGCCCUUGGACUCAAUGAAAAAGAAAAUUGCUCAGAAACAGACGGCCCAGGAUUGAAGAGACCUGCAUUUCAGGACUUUGAAUAUCUACAGGAGGAGCCAGGUGGUGGAAAUGAGGCCUCAAAUGCCAUUGAUUCAGGUGCUGCACCGUCAGCACCUGAUGAUGAGAAUGACAAUAAAGACAUAUCAGAAUCAUCAACACAAUCAGAUUUUUCUGCCAGUCACUCUUCUCCUUCCAAAGGUUCUGGGAGGUCUACUCAUGCUGAUUUUGCCAGUGCCAUCUUAUAUGCUGGAUUCGUAGAAGUACCUGAGGAAUCACCUAAGCAAUCCUCUGAAGUCAAUGUUAACCCACUCUAUGUCUCUCCUGCAUGUAAAAAACCACUAAUCCACAUGUAUGAAAAGGAGUUCACUUCUGAGAUCUGCUGUGGUUCUUUGUGGGGAGUCAAUUUGCUGUUGGGAACCCGAUCUAAUCUAUAUCUGAUGGACAGAAGUGGAAAGGCUGACAUUACUAAACUUAUAAGGCGAAGACCAUUCCGCCAGAUUCAAGUCUUAGAGCCACUCAAUUUGCUGAUUACCAUCUCAGGUCGUAAGAACAGACUUCGGGUGUAUCAUCUGACCUGGCUGAGGAACAAGAUUUUGAAUAAUGAUCCAGAAAGUAAAAGAAGGCAAGAAGAAAUGAUGAAGACAGAGGAAGCCUGCAAAGCUAUUGAUAAGUUAACAGGCUGUGAACACUUCAGUGUCCUCCAACAUGAAGAAACAACAUAUAUUGCAAUUGCUUUAAAAUCAUCAAUUCACCUUUAUGCAUGGGCACCGAAGUCCUUUGAUGAAAGCACUGCUAUUAAAGUAUGCACUGAUCAAUCAGCAGACUCCGAAGGAGACUACAUGUCCUAUGAGGCCUAUAUACGAAUACUGGCAAAAAUACAGGCAGCUGAUCCAGCGAACCGGUUUAAGAGACCAGAUGAGCUCCUUCAUUUGCUGAAGCUCAAGGUAUUUCCAACACUUGAUCAUAAACCAGUGACAGUUGACUUGGCUAUUGGUUCUGAAAAAAGACUAAAGAUUUUCUUCAGCUCAGCAGAUGGAUAUCACAUCAUAGAUGCAGAAUCUGAGGUUAUGUCUGAUGUGACCCUGCCAAAUAAUCCCCUGGAAAUCAUUAUACCACAGAAUAUCAUCAUUUUACCUGAUUGCUUGGGAAUUGGCAUGAUGCUCACCUUCAAUGCUGAAGCCCUCUCUGUGGAAGCAAAUGAACAACUCUUCAAGAAGAUCCUUGAAAUGUGGAAAGACAUACCGUCUUCUAUAGCUUUUGAGUGUACACAGCGAACCACAGGAUGGGGCCAAAAGGCCAUUGAAGUACGCUCUUUGCAAUCCAGGGUCCUGGAAAGUGAGCUGAAGCGCAGGUCAAUUAAGAAGCUGAGAUUCCUGUGUACCCGGGGUGACAAGCUAUUCUUUACCUCUAUCCUGCGCAAUCGCCACAGCCGGGUUUACUUCAUGACGCUUGGAAAACUUGAAGAGCUCCAAAGCAAUUACAGUGUCUAAAAGUUUCCAGUGAUUUAUUACAACAUUACAAGCAUCAUGUAUAGGCAGACUGCAUCUUCAAAUUUCAGAGAUCAAAUGAGCAUUCAGUUUUAUUUUUAGUAAAAAUUGAAUCCAAAACUUAACUUUUAAUGUAGCACAGAAUAGUUUGAAUGAGAAAUGCAGCUUUAUUUAUAAAAUUAACUAUAGCAAGCUCUAUGUACUCCAGUGGUGUACAAUAUCUUUUGCACAAACUUUGUAACUUUUGUUACUGUGAAUUCAAACAUUACUCUUUGGACAGUUUGGACAGUAUCUGUAUUCAUAUUUCACAACAUGGGUUAAAGAAACCUGUUAUGAAUUAGAUUACAAGCAGCCUUCAAAAGAAUUGGCCCUGGGAUAAGAUUUUUCAGAAAAAGAAAAACAUCGACAAACUGUAUGUGAUUUUUCCAAAAUUACUUAAAGAACCAAAGUUUUGUCAAGAAACAAAAAUCUUAAGGACUGCUAUAGCCCAGACUAAGGUUGAACAACCUGCAUGCCCAGAGAAAGCUAUGGUGAUAAACAGGAAAAGGCCACCAUCCUUUUGCUCACUGAUUCAUAAUAAUUAAGCCUAUAGCUAAAGACCAGUUGUGUUCUUUUCACCCAUUUUUAAGCUGUUUUUUUCCUGAUAAGAAGAAAGGAAGGAAGCCCCCAGAUGCUUGUUUUUUCUCAGAACCCCCAAAAGAUGUGCAAUAGCUGUUGUUACAAACCACCAAAUAAUACACUUGUGAGCCUAAAUACAGGACUAAACUCCUAUACACAUGUACUGUAGAAUGAGUUUUUUUUUUUUUAAUACCUUAAGGUAGGUGUCAAAUUCUACUCCCCAAAGCAGAUAGAUUGAUUUAUAAAAGUUAUCUGGCCAAAAAUAUGACUAUCAGACAGCAUCAAAUAUUUGCCCAAUCCAAGAUUAGACCACACGAAAGUUUCGUUCCAGUAUUAAACAAAAGGAACGAAACAUAACAAUGAAGAAACGUUGCUAAUAUCUGUGUUUUUCGUGUCUCUAUUUUUGUAAAAUCAGAAAUUAAUCUAAAAAUAUUCAGUGAUAAGUUCAUACGUAAAGACUUAAAGGUAAAAA